AAAAGGUCGGUCGCAUGACAUGAAAAGCGUGGAGAGACAGGUACAUCUUCACUUUAUAACUUUAAAAAAAAAACAAACAAACAAAAAAGUGUUCUGUCAUAGCUGACUGUUUUCAAGCAUUCACACAGACAAGUUACUUUAAGUUAGUUUGUCUUCGCUGCAUUUAACAUUGCACAGUACAAGUAGGUACAGUCAGACAGUAGCUUGCAAAAUGUGCUGUUUAAUCCACCUCGGGAGCCCUCGUGGAAAGGCGUUGUGCUGAAAAUGGAUUUGUCUUUUAUAAUUAUGUGCGUUUGCGCUGCAAGAGUGUGAGCAGUGCUGAGUGACUUAGCAACAGCAUCACUCCUGCAAUACAACGUCCUCUUCGCUCUCCUCCCCACCACUCUUCUCAAACACAGGAACUCCGCGAAACAUUUCGAUCUGCCUUCACCUCAGUCAGCUUCAAACAGAAACGGCUUAAUGGAUAAGAUGACCAUGUAGAAUGUUACAAGCUGAGACAACCAGAAUGGGAAACUGUAUAUGGAGAGGAGCUGGACUGCAGCCUUGAAAGCAGGCACCCCUCUAGACUUUUAACAGGGCUUUUGGCACUAUUGGAUUGUAUUUUUUUCCCCUAACCUGAAGAAUUCUUCGUAAUAUUUAAUUGACAGUAAAAGCAACUGGAUUUUCUAAAAUUAGCCCCUUUGAUUCAGAAGCUCUGCUUUUUCACUGAUAGCAUUUUAACCUUUAAAAAAAUAAAAAUUAAACUAGAGAGCUACAAGCAAUACAAGCAACCAUGGGGGACAUGACAAACAGCGUUUUUUACGCAAAGAACCAAAGAAACGAGGCCAAGGGGGAGUUUGGCUGCACGCUGGAAGAGCUGCGCUCCCUCAUGGAACUGCGAGGCUCGGACGCUGUCAUCAAAAUCCGGGAGGACUAUGGGGAUACGAACGGGCUCUGCAGGCGUUUGAGAACAUCGCCAACAGACGGCUUGCUCAACAACCCGCUGGAUUUAGAAAAAAGAAAAGAUGUCUACGGGGAAAACUUUAUACCUCCAAAGAAGCCAAAAACUUUCUUACAGUUAGUCUGGGAAGCACUGCAGGAUGUGACCCUUAUUAUCUUAGAACUCGCAGCCAUUAUAUCCUUGGGACUCUCUUUUUAUCAACCUCCAGGAGCGGGGAUUGAAUUGUGCGGUGCUGCUUCAGGUGGAGUGGAGGAUGAGGGGGAAUCCCAAGCCGGCUGGAUCGAAGGCGCUGCUAUUUUACUAUCUGUAGCCUGUGUUGUAAUUGUUACUGCCUUUAAUGACUGGAGCAAGGAGAAGCAGUUUAGAGGCUUGCAAAGCCGCAUUGAACAGGAACAGAAAUUCUCUGUGGUCCGGGCUGGCACAGUCAUUCAGAUUCUGGUUGCAGAUAUUGUCAUCGGGGACAUUGCACAAGUAAAAUAUGGUGACCUACUUCCUGCAGAUGGGAUUUUGAUACAGGGAAAUGACCUGAAGAUUGAUGAAAGUUCAUUAACUGGAGAAUCAGACCAUGUGAGCAAAGCUCCAGACAAGGACCCCAUGCUUCUUUCUGGUACCCACGUGAUGGAGGGUUCAGGGAGGAUGGUGGUCACUGCAGUGGGGGUCAACUCUCAGACUGGCAUCAUCUUCACACUGCUGGGGGCCAGUGCAGAGGAGGAGGAGAAGAAAGAGAAGAAAGGUGAGACAAUUGAGGAUGGAUACCAGCCAUCAGACUCCUCACAUCAGUCCUCCCACCCCAUCUCAACUAUAGCUACAGAUGGUGCAGCAGGUGCAAGUGCCACUGGUAAUACCAGCUUGGUCAAUGGUAAAAUACAGGAUGGGAAUAUGGAGAACAACCUGAAUAAAGCUAAGAAAAAAAACCGUGCAGCCGCCAUGGAGAUGCAGCCUCUGAAGAGUGCCGAGGGAGGUGUUGGAGUUGAGAAGAAGAAGAAGCCUCAUAUGCACAAGAAAGAAAAGUCUGUUCUUCAGGGCAAACUGACCAAGUUAGCUGUUCAGAUUGGCAAAGCAGGCUUAAUAAUGUCUGCUAUUACAGUCAUCAUUCUGAUACUGUACUUUACUAUUCAAAAGUUUGUGAUUGAGAAGACACCGUGGUUGCCAGAAUGCACCCCGGUCUACAUUCAGUAUUUUGUCAAGUUCUUCAUCAUUGGUGUCACCGUCCUGGUGGUUGCUGUCCCUGAAGGCCUCCCGCUGGCUGUCACCAUCUCCCUGGCCUACUCUGUUAAGAAAAUGAUGAAGGAUAACAACUUGGUCCGACACUUGGAUGCUUGUGAAACUAUGGGCAAUGCGACUGCAAUCUGUUCUGAUAAAACAGGUACCCUCACAACCAAUCGGAUGACAGUUGUGCAGGCCUAUGUUGGGGACACUCACUAUAAAGAGAUCCCAGACCCUGACGCCCUUCCAGCAAAAACACUGGAUCUCAUUAUUUACUCAAUCUCGAUCAACAGUGCAUAUACAACGAAAAUACUGCCCCCUGAUAAAGACGGGGGUCUUCCACGGCAGGUGGGGAACAAGACUGAAUGUGGUCUUCUUGGGUUUAUUCUGGACCUGAAGCGAGAUUAUCAACCAAUUCGGAAUCAGAUCCCAGAGGAGAAGCUGUACAAGGUCUACACAUUCAACUCUGUGAGGAAGUCAAUGAGCACAGUGACGAAACUGCCCAAUCGGAGCUUCAGAAUGUACAGCAAAGGGGCCUCUGAGAUAAUCCUUAAGAAAUGCAGCUAUAUUCUGAAUGCAGUAGGAGAGCCUCGCGUCUUCAGGCCCCGGGACCGUGACGAAAUGGUGAAGAAGGUGAUUGAGCCCAUGGCUUGUGAGGGUCUCAGAACCAUCUGCAUAGCUUACCGUGACUUCCCAGCCAGCCCAGAGCCUGACUGGGACAAUGAAAAUUACAUUUUAAAGGACCUGACUUGCAUCUGUGUGGUUGGCAUUGAAGAUCCAGUAAGGCCUGAGGUCCCAGAAGCCAUCAGAAAAUGCCAGCGUGCUGGAAUCACCGUUCGCAUGGUUACCGGUGACAAUAUCAACACUGCCCGUGCCAUUGCCAUUAAAUGUGGCAUCAUUCACCCAGGAGAAGACUUCUUGUGUAUAGACGGGAAAGAGUUCAACAGAAGAAUCCGGAAUGAGAAAGGAGAAGUCGAACAAGAACGAAUUGACAAGGUCUGGCCAAAACUACGUGUGCUUGCAAGAUCCUCGCCCACUGACAAGCACACCUUGGUAAAAGGUAUCAUUGAUAGCAAACAGGUGGGGCAGAGGCAGGUAGUGGCAGUGACUGGCGAUGGGACCAACGAUGGACCUGCUCUGAAGAAGGCAGAUGUUGGAUUUGCUAUGGGCAUCGCUGGCACUGAUGUAGCGAAGGAAGCCUCUGAUAUUAUUUUGACAGAUGACAAUUUCUCAAGCAUUGUGAAGGCGGUAAUGUGGGGGCGGAAUGUUUACGACAGCAUCUCCAAGUUCCUUCAGUUCCAGCUGACUGUGAACGUUGUGGCUGUGAUUGUUGCGUUCACAGGGGCUUGCAUAACCCAGGAUUCUCCACUUAAAGCUGUCCAGAUGUUGUGGGUCAAUCUCAUAAUGGACACUUUUGCCUCAUUGGCCUUGGCCACAGAGCCUCCGACAGAGUCUCUUUUGACGAGGAAACCAUAUGGCAGAAACAAGCCGCUCAUAUCCCGCACGAUGAUGAAAAACAUCCUUGGCCAUGGCAUCUAUCAGCUUGUAAUUAUCUUCACCCUGCUGUUUGCUGGUGAACAGAUUUUCGACAUCGACAGUGGCAGGAAUGCUCCGCUCCACGCCCCCGCAUCCGAACACUACACCAUUAUCUUCAACACGUUUGUUAUGAUGCAGCUCUUCAAUGAGAUCAAUGCUCGGAAAAUCCACGGUGAAAGAAACGUCUUUGAUGGCAUUUUCAGGAACCCCAUCUUCUGCUCUAUUGUUUUAGGCACACUUGGCGUUCAGAUUAUCAUCGUGCAGUUUGGUGGAAAACCCUUCAGCUGCUUUCCACUUGAUGUUGACAAGUGGCUUUGGUGCCUGUUUAUUGGAUUCGGAGAACUCUUAUGGGGGCAGGUCAUAUCAACCAUUCCAAAAAAUAGUCUCAAUUUCCUAAAAGGAGCAGGGCAGCUCACACAUAAGGAUGAGAUGCCAGAAGAGGAAAUGAAUGAAGAUACAGAAGAGAUCGACCACUCAGAGAGAGAACUGCGACGUGGCCAGAUCCUGUGGUUCCGUGGGCUUAACAGGAUUCAGACUCAAAUGGAAGUAGUGAAUACAUUCAAGAGUGGCACUUCCUUUCAGGGAGCCCUGAGGCGGCAGUCCUCCACCACCAGUCAACAUCAGGAUGUAACCAAUAUUUCUAGCCCUAGUCAAAUCCGCGUCGUGAAGGCAUUCCGUAGCUCCCUCUAUGAAGGAUUGGAGAAACCUGAAUCGAAAUCCUCCAUUCACAACUUCAUGACUCAUCCAGAGUUCAGAAUAGAAGACUCCCAGCCCCACAUCCCCCUUAUAGAUGAUACAGACAUAGAAGAAGAUGCUGCUCUCAAGCAAAACUCGAGUCAACCCUCAUCACCCAACAAGAAUAACAACGCUAUCGACAGUGGAAUUAAUCUUACCACCGACACAAGUAAAUCAGCUAGUUCUUCAAGUCCAGGAAGUCCUCUACACAGCCUGGAGACUUCACUUUAGCUGAACAUAUCUUUGCAAAUAAAAACAACAACAACAACAAAAUCGAAUCAACUGCUGACUGAAAAACGGUUUUAAAUGAGCUACUCUUCCCUGUGAGGGAAAGUAAGACAUCACUAACGAAGUGAUUAGAACAAAUCAACCCCCCCCCCCCCCCCC
This is a messenger RNA of Polyodon spathula (Mississippi paddlefish), 4804 nucleotides long. Its product is annotated as plasma membrane calcium-transporting ATPase 2-like. The record is from RefSeq and is a predicted model, not a curated record. Gene Ontology annotation, molecular function: P-type calcium transporter activity; PDZ domain binding; ATP binding. Gene Ontology annotation, biological process: calcium ion transmembrane transport; regulation of cytosolic calcium ion concentration. Gene Ontology annotation, cellular component: postsynaptic density membrane; intracellular membrane-bounded organelle. The transcript has 25 exons. The coding region runs from base 773 to 4648 and encodes 1291 amino acids. NCBI's taxonomy places the organism in Eukaryota, Metazoa, Chordata, Actinopteri, Acipenseriformes, Polyodontidae.